GAGGAACAUGACUUGUUUGGUCAUCUUCCCCCACAAGGCGUUGUCUAGAAAAGCGUGCUCCCUUUCGUUGUGAACCUGAUCUCUCUUGUGCAGACUGAUCACGGGCGCCUCAAGCUGCCUUCUUUCAUGUGGUCCUUAUCCCCGUUUCCUGUGCAUAUACCCUGUUUGUCUUGAUAGUUGCAUGGUGGUUGGAUCACUUGACUGAGUUCACAGUAUGCAAGCCGCAGUAUGCGUCGCUGCAUCGUGAUUCGCACCACCCGCUUCAGCGAAUACGGGGGCUUGGAUGACAUAUUCUGUCUGUCGUGACGCCUAAACAACCGAAAGAUUUACCCUAUAAAAGCUCGUAGCUCUGGCGUAUAGAACAUCAGCUGCUCGCUUUGCCUAUCUGCUACUUGUUUACAUCUUUGAAAUGACGUGGCCACUUGCUUUGACCGUUCAACUACUUCUGGCUACCCUUGCUCUGGCUACCGUUAACGGACCAGUGAUUAACGCAAACUUUCCUGACCCUUCAAUACUCCAAGCUGCUGGUACUACGUACGCGUUUUCAACCAAUAGUGGAUCGAUCAACAUCCAGGUUGCGACCUCUCCCGAUGGUGGUAAUACAUGGACGUUGACGAACACCGAUGCUUUGCCCGAUGUUGGUUCGUGGGCUACAACAGGUAACACUUGGGCGCCCGACGUGAUAGACCGAGGGGACGGUACUUAUGUCAUGUACUACGCUGCUGAAAGCCCAAGCCAGGGUACCCACUGCGUUGGUGCUGCCACAUCCACCAACCCCGAAGGUCCCUACACGCCUCAAAGCCAACCUAUUGCCUGUCAGACUGCUGGUGGAGGCGCUAUUGAUCCUGCUGGUUUCCAGGAUACCGAUGGUACUUUAUACGUAGUCUACAAGGUUGAUGGCAACAAUUUGGGUGGGGGAGGAACUUGUGGGAACGGUAACGAAGCGUACUCUACGCCUAUCAUGCUUCAGCAACUCCUGUCCGACGGUGUCACUCCCACGGGAAACCCAGUCCAAAUACUCGACCGCGGUGUAGCCGAUGGUCCUCUUAUUGAGGCCCCUGCCUUGAUCCUUCACCAGGGAACAUACGUGCUUUUUUUCAGCAGCAACUGCUAUAACACAAACCUGUACGACAUCAGCUAUGCCACAGCCUCCUCAGUUUCUGGACCCUACACGAAAGCCUCUAGUCCAUUGCUCGUGACAGGCGACGAUGGUCUUACUUCUCCGGGAGGUGCAACCCCUCUACCGGACGGUUCCUUCAUGGUUUUCCAUGCUACUACUAAUUCAAACCCUCUUACGCGGCCAAUGUAUACGGCCACGAUGGACUGGAACGGGGUGACUGUUUCAGUAUAAUCUUGAGGUGCAAAAAUACGCGAGACGAGGUCGAUGCUGGAGAGGGAUAC
Serpula lacrymans var. lacrymans S7.9 is the source of this 1401-nucleotide messenger RNA. Its product is annotated as glycoside hydrolase family 43 protein. Gene Ontology annotation, molecular function: hydrolase activity, hydrolyzing O-glycosyl compounds. The transcript has 4 exons. The record is from RefSeq and is a predicted model, not a curated record. Bases 410 to 1351 code for a protein of 313 amino acids. Gene Ontology annotation, biological process: carbohydrate metabolic process. Lineage: Eukaryota; Fungi; Basidiomycota; Agaricomycetes; Boletales; Serpulaceae.